CGCGCUGUCGCUUCGUGUUCCCACUGCUCUGAAGUUGUGCUGGAAGUUUAGCUCUCAGGUCUGUCUCAUGAACUCGGUCCAUUUGUGGAGUCUGAGAGAGAGAUGAGCGGACAGACGGUCCCCGCGGACUUCUCCGGACACAUGUUGGACCUGGACGAGGAUGAAGACCUGGAGGUUUUCAGUAAGAACACAUCGCUGGCCGACGGCAGCCCCAUGCCCAACUCCCCCAGCUCCAUGGUCAACCAGUACAGACUGGAGGAGGAUGAGGAGGAGCAGCAGGACGCCAACGCCAAAGACAUCUUCGUCACCGUUGACAACCCAGAGAGCCACGUCACUGCCAUCGAGACCUUCAUCAUGUACAGGGUCCUGACCAAGACCACGAGGAGUGAGUUCGACUCCAGUGAGUACGAGGUACGCCGGCGCUACCAGGACUUCCUGUGGCUCCGGAGCCGACUGGAGGAAAACCACCCGACGCUCAUCGUCCACCCGCUGCCGGAGAAGUUCGUGAUGAAGGGCAUGGUGGAGCGCUUCAACGACGACUUCAUCGAGACCAGGAGGAGAGCUCUGCACCGCUUCCUCAACAAGAUCUCCGAGCAUCCCAUCCUGUCCUGCAGCCAGCACUUCAGAGUCUUCCUCACUGCACAGGAGCUGACGUCCCACAAGAAGCAGGGUCCAGGUUUCCUGAGCAGGAUGGGAGAGACGGUGAGGGCCGUGGCCAACUCGGUACGAGGCCUGAGGAGCCGACCGGAGGAGUUCACCACGAUGCAGGAGUACGUGGAGGACUUCAGCAACAAGGUCUGCUCCGUGGACAAAGUCACCCAGAGGAUCAUCAAGGAGCAGAGAGAGUACCUGGACGAGAUGAGGCAGUACGGCCCCACCUACACCCAGUGGGCGGGGUCAGAGGAGGAGCUGGCAGAGCCGCUGAAGGGCGUGGCCGGCUGCGUGGAGCGGUGCAGUAAGGAAACAGAGGAGCAGAUCCACCAUCUGUCUGAGGACCUGGUCCCUGCCCUGCACGAGUACGUCCUCUGUGCUGAGACACUGAAGGCUGUGAUGAGACGCAGAGACAACAUCCAGGCCGAGUUCGAAGCCAAGAACGAGGCGCUGGCUUCCAGAAAAGUCGACCAAGAAGCACUGCAGGAGGAGGUGGACGCUCUGGCAGACCGGGUGGAGCUGGCGAACAACGCCCUGAAGGGAGACUGGUCCCGCUGGCAGAGCAGCAUGAGGACUGACCUCAGAUCAGCCUUUAUCUCCACUGCGGAGAAGAACGUGGAGUACUACGAGAAGUGCCUGGCGGUGUGGGAGUCCUUCCUCCUGUCUCAGAGGGCGGAGCCUAGUGAGCAGAGAGAUGGAGAAGAGGUCUGUUAAAGAGUGGAGGUCACACCGUCCGCCGUGUGUCCACCUCCAAAUACAGACUCAUACAAAACAUGCAUCAUGUACGAAACAAGCUCUGUCUCUCUCUCUGUCUCUCUCUCUCUCUCUCUCUCUCUGUCUGUCUGUCUCUCUCUCUCUCUCUGUCUCUCUCUCUCUCUCUCCCUGUCUCUCUCUCUCUCUCUUUCUCUCUCUCUCUCUCUCUCUCUCUCUCUCUCUCUCUGUCUGUCUCUCUCUCUCUCUCUCUCUCUCUCUCUCUCUCUCUCUUCCUGGCCAAAGAGGUUAAUUCCAGUGAUGGUUGGACAUCACACAAACCGACACUGUGAUCCAAGUGACCAAACAUACGAGUGUUUACACAACCUCCAUGUUCACGGCCAAAAGUUCCCGUUAGACUCCUGCUCCUCCUGCUCCUCCUCCUGCUCCUCCUCUCUUCUGCUGCUCCUCUGAAACACUUCCUCUGCUGUGGAUGGAGAACAGGAUGGUGGCACCAUCACUAAUGAUAGUCAGGUGACACGGAGCCGGUUCCAUCAGGGAGGAGUCUAACAGCUCCAGAGGAAAAUGACGUGUCUGGAUGUGAAACCACAGACUGAGCAGUAGGAGAUAAAGGUUUGAAGUGACAGCAGAUCUGAGGUCAGCUGUUGGUGUUUUAGCAGCAGAAGAAGCCGGUGUGAAUCUUUUUCUAGACCUUUUUGACCCAAGUUGACAUCUCUAACGUUCUCUCUCUAAACGCCUUUAAUUAGGACCAGCUAUUGAAACCAAUGAGGAGGAACCAUGUGACUGAGUGUAGUACAGCUUUGUAGACAUGACCACUACUUCUAACCAAACUACUUCCAUGGAGCUGAGUCAGGUGACGUUCAAAGCCUUAUGCAGUAUGAAACUGAUGAGUGGAUGUUUGGUUGUUUGUGCCGAUAGAGAUUUCCUGUUUACAUGUGACGACGACUCGGUGUCGCUGCGUUCGUCGGUUUUAUACUGAUUGUGUUUCUGACCUUUUCUCUCUCGCUCUCUUUUUGCUUUUAUCAUUAUUGAAUAUGUAAAAAAGAAAAAGUCUGAAUAAAAUUGUUUUGGAGAUGUUGCCAUAAUAAUAAUGAUGAUGAUGAUGAUGAUGAUAAUAAUAAAGACAGAUCUCACCCUGUAAAA
Messenger RNA from Seriola aureovittata, 2505 nucleotides. It is a transcript of the gene snx7, whose product is annotated as sorting nexin 7. The record is from RefSeq and is a predicted model, not a curated record. The transcript is spliced from 9 exons. Gene Ontology annotation, molecular function: phosphatidylinositol binding. Bases 103 to 1365 code for a protein of 420 amino acids. Lineage: Eukaryota; Metazoa; Chordata; Actinopteri; Carangiformes; Carangidae.